UCUUGUGUGGUACAGAUUGACGCGUGCUUAUAUUGUAAAUUUCAUUGUUCAAAAUUGUAUGAACGACCUUACUUUCCGUGGUGAAUUUGUAGUUUAAGUGCAGGAAAUUACAGAAAAAUGGAUAACUCAUCCAUCAGUGAAAUAGAUCAAACAGCAGUGUUGCUAACCCAUCUGGCACAGAUGUGCAUGAAUGCUGACAAUGCGGACGUCACCUUUAUCGUGAAGGGCGAGCAUCUACCAGCGCAUCGGAACAUCCUAGCGGCAAGGAGCGAAUAUUUCCGGGCACUUUUAUAUGGUGGACUGAAGGAGUCUAAGCAGAACGAAAUUGCACUCGAUGUUCCGGUAGAAGCAUUCAAGUUUUUGAUGAAAUAUAUCUACACCGGCCGUUUGCCGUUAAAGCAGAUGAAGAACACCGACAUUCUAGAUAUACUUGAAUUAGCUCAUCAGUAUGGGUUUAUCGACCUGCAGACGGCUAUUUCGGAUUACCUUUGCAAAGUUAUUUGCAUGGACAAUGUGUGCUAUAUAUCAAGAACUGCUUGUUUAUUAGACCUUAACAGCUUAUCCACUGCAUGCUACACGUUUAUGGACGAGAAUGCGAGCAGUGUCUUGAAGUCGGAUAUGUUCCGUAGCAUAUCCUAUGAGGCCCUGUUCGGUUUAUUAAAGCGGACGACUUUUUACGCUGAUGAAGUCGAAAUCUUCAAAGCUGUUCAUGAUUGGUGCCGAUUCAAUGAAGCAAAAUCAGAUAUAGCUGAGAAGCUUUAUAAUCAGGUACGGUUUACGCUGAUGUCUCAGCAUGACCUUUUGAAUGUGGUGUGGAGUGCAAAUGUCCUGGAUCCGAAUCGUCUGUUGGAUAUAAUUGCUGAGAAAGAGAAGUCAUCGGAAUUGCCUCAUCGUGCUACAUCCUUGGCGGAGCUGACUAUAGCCAAUGAUAAGAUUAAGUGGUCCCCAACAUUUUCAAAUAUGUUGAGCCUGAAUGGUGAAAUCGAUUUGGGUAAACAUAUCAUGGUCAACUGUAUUCGAGUGGAAAAGUCAAAUGGUUGGUAUAAGUCAAUUGAUCGGACAUACGUCGUAGAAGUUUCGGUCGAUAACCAGCGUUGGAGUAAAGGUGUUACAUGUACAGCAUCCACUGGUAAUGUGACCGUAACGCAUUUUCCGGCUGGUGUUGCUCGUUACAUUCGUAUUUCGCAAGUGCAAGAAACGUAUGAAAUUAGCGUUAUUAAAGCCAUGUGCCAAAAACUCAAAUGUACCUGCCCGACCGGUGAAAAAAAGCACUAAGUGGUAAAGAGUAGACCGCCAUUAUUUUAGUAGACAGUUCUGAUAGUUAAAGAUGCUAAUGAAAAAUAGGUUCAGCGUACUUUCCACAAUUAACACCUUUUAAAAUGACACGUGUUUUAGACGGCCUUUGGCUAACCCAUCCGCUCAUCUGGCAAACAAUAACUUUGCAAAAACUGGUCAUGUGUGAUGAAAUGCGAGAAAAAAUAAUGGUUCCUGCUAACAUUUUGAUAGAAUUUUGAUUGAGAACACGGGGUUUCUGCAGUGAGUAAUAGUGUUUGAAACAUCACAAUCACAUCACAUUCUAUGAACUAACGUAAACAUGAAAUAUCUUUUAAACAAAAUUUAGAAUGUCUUUUCAUAAUCAGCAUAAAUGCAAGCAACAAUGAUAAAUGUUGUACGGAUCUACUCCUAUUCCUUUAAAAUAUGGACAGCAUUUUUUGGCCCUUCGGCUAGCAAUUGAAAAUCAAUGUUUUAAAAUGUGGAAAUACUACAACUUAUUAUUCAUGGACUGGUUAUUGAAGCAUGGACUAUUGAAGAAUGUUACACAGCAUUCGAAAAAACAAGGCCCAUCAUUUAAAUGUCUCAACAACUUGACCAGCAAACCAGCGCUCUAACGGCAAACUAACGCACUGAUAAUUGUUGUUUAUUGAUAAAGCGGUGUUGUUCAAUGUGUCGCGCUGUCGAACUAUGGAACGGCUAAGUAUAGAUAUCCAAUGUGUUGUGAAGUUGUUUUAAAUUACUGCAAUAAAUUGAGGAUCAUUUAUUAUAGUUUUCAUGUAGUUUCGCCACCUAUCGAUCCGUUCGCAUAAUUUUGGAUCCUGAAGUGCAUACACGUGACGUCAUUAAAAUGGCUAUCGAGACUCAUCUUUCAACGUGUGCCAGAAGAAGAUAGUUGUGCAUGGUUUGUAAGCGUUUGUAUACACUAAGCAUUUGGGGGGCUCGUCUGUCUUCCAUCAGGUCACUUAAUGCAUUUAGUUCGAGUUAAUCCAAAACCUGGCAUACGCUGAUGUCAUACGAUAGCCGCAGACCAAUGAUGUCUAUGUGACUGAAGCCUACAAUGGGAACCUAAUUGUUACCGUUACCGUGUAAAAUUGUUACCCAAUCAGAUCAUCAGAUCAGAUCGGCACUUUUAUAAAAAAAUUACUUGUAACUAUUAUCAAUCUACUAGCCACCAGUUACUUGUUGUAGGCAAAGUUUCCAGAUCAUCGCUUUCAUUAAUAAAACAAAAUAGU
Molecule: messenger RNA, 2507 nt
Organism: Anopheles merus
Lineage: Eukaryota; Metazoa; Arthropoda; Insecta; Diptera; Culicidae
Product: BTB/POZ domain-containing protein 9-like
Exons: 2
Coding region: 118-1275 (385 amino acids)
Biological process (GO): circadian behavior; adult locomotory behavior; modulation of chemical synaptic transmission
Molecular function (GO): protein binding
Source: RefSeq, a predicted model, not a curated record